Molecule: messenger RNA, 2709 nt
Organism: Mobula hypostoma (lesser devil ray)
Lineage: Eukaryota; Metazoa; Chordata; Chondrichthyes; Myliobatiformes; Myliobatidae
Gene: znrd2
Product: zinc ribbon domain containing 2
Exons: 4
Coding region: 51-647 (198 amino acids)
Source: RefSeq, a predicted model, not a curated record
GACGGUGAUGUCAUUUCCGGCGUGGUUGGGGGGGACGGCCUGAAGGCAGAAUGGCAAUGAGUGGAGGUGACGAGGAGUUCGCCUGGACACCCCCCACGGCGGCGGAGAUGAAGGUGAUCGAGGCUCGACGGGAGCGCCAGGACAAGAUCAGCAAGCUGAUGGGGGACUACCUGCUGAAGGGCUACCGGAUGCUGGCAGACUGCUGUGCGGAGUGCGGGACCGUCCUUCUCCAGGACAAGAAGCAGAAGACCUACUGUGUGGCCUGCCAGGAGCUGAACUCUGAUGUGGACAAAGACAACCCAGCCUUGAACCCGCAGGCAGCGCUGACCCAAGUGAGGGAGCGGCAACGUCUCUACAACGGCCAGCCCGAGCAGCCGUACGGGAGCUGUCCCACCCCGGACCUGCAGGUGGAGGCGCGGUCCCCGGAGCGGCCCGGGCCAGCGGCCUCCUUCCCGGACGCGGCGGCCCCCCCUCGCCCGGCCCCGGAGGCCGGCGCCCCCGCCGAGGCCGAGCGGGCGGUGCUGCGGAAGAUGGCUUGGGCCUGCGCCGAGCUGGAGCGGGCUGCGUCCGUCGAGUACAGUGCACAGCUCUGCGGCCUGAUCCGGAGCUGCGCCGACUCCCUGCACAGCCUGAAGCGGCUGGCGUAGGCGCGGGCGGUGAGGAGCGUCCCUGCCUGCCCCCGGCGCUGGUUGCGCCUACCCAGCAAUGGUCACGCCCCUCCUGCUUCCCACCCUGGGCAGUGGCCUUGCCCUCGGACCCCCUGCUCAGGAGCGCUCAGAACCCGCCGGGGGUCUCUUCUCGACGAAGGCCACACCCACUCUGCACUCGCUACGGCCCUCAACCCCUUCUCAUCGCUGGCCGCACCUACCUGGAAUCAGUCACGCCUCUUCAUUCCCCCCCCCCCGGGGGUCGCCGGCCUCGUCCACUCAGCACCGGGCAGAACGCCCUCAGUCUCCCUCUCAUUGCUGGCCAGUCACGCUCCUGACCCUCCUCGCACUGACCCUGCCUCCGCAGGCCCUCUCCCUCUCCUGCCCCCCCACCAGCAUUUCCGCGCCCUGCUGAAGCUAAGGGCUAUCGUUUGAAACGGUCAGUGCACCCUAAACUUCAGAGGGCUUGACAUGUGGCCCCCCCCCUCUAGUGCUGAGCACACCCCACCCCCCACCCUUGGAUAAACCCCGCCCCCGCAGCACGCGAUUGCCUUGACGUACCGCGUAGCUGCAGUUUGACGCUCCCCGUGUAGGUCCCUGAACCCUGCCACCGUCCUGCUCCCCGCGGAAGCGGUCGUUGCGAUUCCACGUCUGGGCUCCAGGGAGCGGGAACGUGAGCAUCUGAGGAGGAGGUUCCACAGUAGCUCCACUUCACAGGCCUCCCCACCCUGCGUCUCUUGCCACUGGAGUGAAGGUGCCCACCCCCCCCCGCCCCACCAAGACAUCACGUAACCAAUGCUGGAAGCCUGGUUAAAAGCCGCAUUGAUCCGACGAGUUUGGGUUCGACUCCGGGCCAGCCACGAAACAAGCUGCUAGAGGAGCCCAACGAGGACGAGCAGCAUCCGUGGAGGUAGAGGGACAGUGGAGAUUUUGGAUCGGGGUUCUGCAUCAGGACUGCCCGACGCCCUGCAGUGCCUCCAGCCCAAACUUCCUGACAGCCUCACGCAGGAGCGGGCACCCACAGCAGUAUUAAAUUCUGUCGCCUGACGUAAGUGUAUGCUUCAGUGUUGUUACUGCAAACAAAAUCACCAGAGAGACACUGACACUAGUGGAUCGGGAAGUCUUUAUUCAACACAAGCAGGCGUCGUACCGGAGACGUUAGAACAUCGGGAAGUUUUUGGCAAGAACCAGCCAUUCGGCCCAAUAAAGCUUGCCAAAUUCCUAUUCACACAGUGUGUUGAAAUAACUAACGAGUUUAGAUUUGAAAGUCUCUUAAGUUACUUCUCUCAACUACGCAACUAGGUAGUUUGUUCCCUGUGUCCACAACUCACCGUGUAAAGAAAUGCUGUCUGAGGUUUGUCUGAAAUCUCCCCUUAACCAGUCUCCACCUAUGGCUUCGUGUCCUCAUUGAUGGAUUAAUUUUGAAAUAGCAGCUGGCAUCCACCUCACCUCUACCCUUAAUGAUUUUGAACACUUAUCAUUCUACGUCUACUUGGGCUAAACAGAUUUAAUCCUGUCAAUCUUCCUUCAUAGCUCAUACCCUGCAGACCCGAAAUGAGUCUCAUCGCCCUUCUCUGCCCUUACAUCCUUCACUCAACAUGGAGACCAAAUGCCUCAUAAGUACAUUAUACAGCUUAAGGAGAACGUCCCUAGAGUUGAACUCUCACUGGGCGCAUUAUGUAGCCCAACAUUCUGUUCGCUUUCCUCAUCGCUUCCGUGCAUUGUCCAGUUGACAGUGAUGAGUCUAUCAGAAUACCCAAAUCAUUCCCAUACUUGGACAGAGACCCGUAAACUCAAAGCACAUCACAUUUUUAUACCCUUAAGAUCAAUCGUAACUCAAUACAUUUAAACCUUAACCAGGAUCAAUAGUUACAAUAACAUCAUUUGCUUCAAUACCUUGGGUUGACAAUGCCUUCUUUGAGUUACAUAUAAUUUCCAAAACACCUAGACCUUCACACGAACACUCCAGAUGCACUGGUCCCCAACCUCCGGGCCGCAGACCGAUACCGAUCCGCGAAGCAUGCAGGGGUGCAGCGGUAGCCGGAGCGCACCCAGCACAUCU